AUGGAACACCAGCACUAUGUUCAGCCACAAUGUUUCCAAAUCAGAGCAACCAGAGAUAUACACAAUAAAGAGGUUGAAGAAACAGGCCAGAAUCUCAUUCCCAGUGGACUUUUAGAAAUACCUGUCUUGGAAUCUUUCACCUGUACGAUCAGACUCAAAGAGAUUCCAGUGAUGAGCACAUUUCAAACAGCAGCAAUGAACACUGUCAAAAUAUCGUGCAUUUUAUUCAUUCUAAAAGUAACACAGUGCAUUGACGGACAAAUUCCAGACGCAAAUUGGCCGUUGGGAUACAACUACAUCCGCAGGAGUCCAUAUGAAGCAAAAGGACUAGUAAGGCAUCUGGCCUCUCUUUAUGCACAACCGCAAAUUACUAAAAGAAGACUCGAUAGGUUCAGAUUUUUCCAUAAAGGGCUUGGGAAGAGAUCGCCAGGCUCAGCUGUUGUAAAUACAAAAAUUAUGGCUGGUAAUCAAGACAACUCAAACAUUUUUGCCGACAUGAGAAAAGUGUUAGAUGAAGCGAGCAAAUUCCACAUUCCAAGACCCUAUGAUCAACAAUAUCUUUUUGAAACCAACCCAAACAUGUUCUUGAAAAAUACAAGAGCAUUUAGAAGAUUGUUGGGGAUGAAUUAUUUGUACAACAAACGGGCGCCAGAAAUUUUCUCCGAAAAUCUUUAUCCUUUGCAGUCUGGUAAACAAAAGUUAGAGGCAACCUUGGAUCAGACAUUAGACAAUAAUGAGGAAAGCUACGAUAACGGGAUUGAUUAUGAUGAUAAUGGAGACGACGCUGUAGAAAAUAUUCCCAUCAAACCGGAAAUGAUGGAUGACAUAACUCGUGACAAGAUGGCAACAAAAACUCCUUUCGAUUUGAUUUUUGCUACCCCUGAUGUAAAAACUGACACCAAGCUACCUAAUAAACUUGAAAUCGGCGACCAUGAAGAAGCGAACAUAAAUGAUGGACAAAGAUCUAAAAGAUGGUGGGCUGCAAAUAUGUUUAGAAAAUUUCGUUCUCCAAAGUCAUGGAAUCAUGGAGUAAAACACGCUCAACAUGCCGAUCCAGCACUUUAUUUCGUUGGACUUGGAAGAUAAAAUAGCAUAAUGUAUAGAUUACAAAAAUUGUUUUUGUUGUUGAUUUUGACUCAACCAAACCGGGUACGCUUUCAUUUUGCUUGGCUGCGUUCUAUGCUUCGAGAAAAUCGUCUUAAAGAAUUUAUUUUGUUUUAACCACAGAUACUUGAAACAUUAAAGUAUCGCCCUAUAUGAUCACUAACAUUACAUUAUUUGUAAUAACAGAAGAAAUUGCAUUAAAACAUAAAUGCAACAAAAAAUUGUAUGUAUCGCUUUUAUAAAUAAGAAAUGUUAAUGGUAAAUAAACGUUUUAGAAUUUUAUCAGCUAAUGCAAAAACAAGUAUUUUGCGAAUUCAAGCAUCUCCCAAUUGAUGGACUAAGUUUGAUAAAUAGUACCUACUUAUGCUCUAUUUUGUAAAUCAACUUAUAAUUUAUUUAGAUAGUAUUUUUGUAAGAAACUUAAUACCUGGCAUUGUUUAUAUUUAUCUUGUCAAUAGUAAGAAUAAGAAUAUAUGUUAUUCUCGGCUGAAUGCACUGGGGUAUUUGUUUUAUCUUAGCCCGUCCACUUAGCUCAAUAGGGAGAGCUCAGAUCUACGGGAAGUUGGCAGUUACAUACGGAUAACAGGUUUUACUGGUGCAGAAUCCAGGAACCCUGGUUAGGUUAACUGCUCGCCAUUACAUAACUGAAAUAAUGUUGAAAAACGGCGUUAAACCCAAAACAUUUUUUUUUAUCUUAAUGAUUUAAUAAUACACACAAUGCAAUAUGUUACGCAGAUACUUCAGAUUGAAAUAAAGAAGAUAACAUAAGAAUGUUCGCACCAGUUGGAUUAUGAUGUGUAAAUAUCCUUCGUUUGGUUUUAGGCUUAACAAAUGUAACGACAGAAUUGUGAUAUAAGGAAAACAUAAUAAGCAUCCGUAAAAUGUAUGUUAUUAAACUUGAAGAUGCCUAAAUAAUACAUUAUACUGGCGAGAUAUUUUUAAUGACUGAAUAUAAUGUUACAAUAUCAAUUUGACAAUAUUAUAUAUGUGUUUUUCUACGAUUGUCUUUUUCACAAGAAGAUACACGGUUGAAUAAAACCAUAUUCUUUGAGACUUA
Mercenaria mercenaria is the source of this 2161-nucleotide messenger RNA. RefSeq lists its product as uncharacterized. The record is from RefSeq and is a predicted model, not a curated record. Lineage: Eukaryota; Metazoa; Mollusca; Bivalvia; Venerida; Veneridae. The transcript has 4 exons. Bases 1 to 1086 code for a protein of 361 amino acids.